Molecule: messenger RNA, 2979 nt
Organism: Apis laboriosa (Himalayan honeybee)
Lineage: Eukaryota; Metazoa; Arthropoda; Insecta; Hymenoptera; Apidae
Product: apolipoprotein D-like
Exons: 4
Coding region: 1873-2745 (290 amino acids)
Molecular function (GO): pigment binding
Source: RefSeq, a predicted model, not a curated record
AAUCAUCGAUUCAUCGACCCGUAUCAUCCAUAUAUUUACGAAAUUUUUAAAAAUAGAGUAUAUAAUUCUCGAGAGAAUUUUUCCUUCGGUUUCAAUUUCGAGAAGAAAACUCGUAACUUCCGCGUUUACUCGACCUAAACAACGACCUAAACAAGACGGCGCAAUAAAACAAAUAAAAAUGUCGGGAUAAAAUUUAUCGAAAUUGUUCAAUAGCGGUUCCUCGUGGCUUCCAUUGGAUACCACCACUUAUCGGUGUCUCGGUUAGAAGUGUAUCUAGUCGAAACUAACGGUUCGAUGACCAAGGAUUUCAUACAAAAAAGAAACCUCGUUGAAAAACCCGUUACGGCCGCCAUGGGUUCAGAAACGGUGGCGUAUGCUAAAGGCGCCUCGCUCGUUGACACCGGCUCGAUUGCAUAAUUGCAACGCGAUAAGUGGUCUUGUUUUCUUCCCUUCCCCCUCCUCCGAGGAAGGAAAACUGAGUUGCUCGCCUAAAGGUCGAGGUUGGUGAAACCGGCUUCGGCGAAUAAAAUCCCUGCCCUAUCAAACCGCAUUAUUUUCGCAAUCUCUCACCAAUGUGAUAUUAGAAAAAUAUCGAAAUAUCCUUUUUUCCUCAUAAAUCCAUUUCGUCGUUGAUUAUUCGGUCUACAUUACUCGCUUGUUCCGGCGAACAAAAUUGUGACGUAAAGAAAUUUUAUUGGGCUGCUCGUAAAGUAAUUUCGUUCUUUCACACGAGUGUCACUAGUCAAACGGCCAACUUCAUUCUAGAGUAGAAAUUAUUGGGUCGCUCGAAAAGUAAUUUCGUUUUCUUGCACGAGUGUCGCUAGUCGAACAUUUUUCCGGCCAACUUCAUUCUAGAGUAGAAAUUAUUGGGUCGCUCGAAAAGUAAUUUCGUUUUCUCGCACGAGUGUCGCUAGUCGAACGUUUAUCCGGCCAACUUCAUUCUAGAAUAGAAAUUAUUGGGUCGCUCGAAAAGUAAUUUCGUUUUCUCGCACGAGUGUCGCUAGUCGAACGUUUAUCCGGCCAACUUCAUUCCAAACCAUGUUGUUAUAUAUUUCGAGAGCAUUGGCAGCAUUUCAUGGUUUAUUCGUAAGAAAAAUUCGUUCGAUUCCGUGCACGGUUUGUGUUUUUCGCGUGUGACAACGAAGAUGAGCAACAACGAAGAUCAAGAGAAGCAUUUUCCGCAUUAUUUUACUUUUAUUCUACUUUUUCCUUCCGAUAAUUUCGACGUUAAAUAAUGUGCCACGUUCUGGAAGAUCAAUCGAAGCUAACGACAAACAGAAUAAAUUGCACCGAUCGAAUCGUACCGACGAAUAACAACUCGUGAAAUAUGAAUUUCUCGAAUUCGACUGUUCACGAUCACUCGGUGUUUCAUUGUCACGGAAAAAAAAAAAAAAAAAACGAAAUUACUUUUCGAACAACCGAAUCGUUCAACGAUAACGUUACAAUCUAAAACGACAUCCAAAGAAAUCUUGGCGUCUCGUCAAAUUGUCGGGUUGACACCGAUCUCUUCCACCGGUGAAUCGGUGAAUCCCUUCUUCGAAAAAGUACCGUUCGUUCGAAGAAGAAGAAAUUGCAUAACAGAGAGUCGAUUGCGCGUGUCGUCCUCGUCCUCGUCAUUGUCUAGCACAGCCAGGGGUCUUUCGGGUGUCCACCUCGUGAACUUGUUGCCACCAACGAGCCGUCUAGCAACGUUGACGGCCAAUGGCCGUCGUUUGGUGGCCAGAGAGAGAGAGAGAGUACCGUAAGGAUAUUCACGUGUAAGUAAAACAGAGGGGGAUACAGGUGGUGCCCGGUCAACGAUCUUACGCUCCCCGGUUCACGUAUAUAUAAAGAGAAACGGGACGGGCACACGGCAGAUCAACAACGGCAGCCAUGAUCGGCAAGAUAGUUCUGUUCCUUUCCGCUUUGGCUCUGGCAGGAGCGCAGAUACCCAGUCUGGGCUUCUGCCCCGAAUACGUACCCAUGGCCAACUUCGACAUGACCAAGUUCUUGGGCGUUUGGUACGAGGCUGAGAGGUAUUUCCAAUUGACGGAAGUGGUGUCGAGAUGCGUGAUGGCCAAUUACACGUUGGGGGCAGAUGGAAAAUUCCGCGUCAGCAACGAGGUUACGAACAGAUUCACGGGGAUCAAGAGGGUGUUGGAGGGUGAAAUAAAGAAAGCAGCCUCGAAAGCGGAGGAGGGAAAAUUGAUCGUUAAAUACACGAUACCGUUGACACCCGAGACCAAAUACUCGGUCCUCGAGACAGACUACGAAUCGUACGCUGUCCUGUGGAGUUGCUCGGGGAUCGGCCCGUUCCACACCCAGAACGCGUGGGUCAUGACGAGGGAGAGGCUGGCGCCGGGCACGGUGUUGCAAAAGGCGUAUGCAGUUCUGGACAAGUACAAGAUCUCGAAAACGUUCUUCGUGAAGACGAAUCAGGAGGACUGCGCCCUGUUGGACACGAAACCGUCCCAGGAGCCGCAGGUCGAGGGGGGAGAGGAGAAGCCGGAGGACGUGAGAUCGGCGGUGGUCCCGGACGCGCCAAAGGCGAUCCUCGACUCGAAGAAGAGCCCCAACAACGAGAAAGCGGCCCACCCAUCCGAAAAUCCGAGCGAGAAGAAGCCGGCUGCCAACACGGUUCCGGAACGGAUCAUGGAAGUGGCGGAUGCCGUGAAGGAGGAGGAGGAGGAGGAGGAGAAGGAGGCGCCGACGAAAGUAAAGGAGGAGGGGAAUGUAGAACGGGCGGAGGAGAAGAAGAAGCUUUGAAAACUUUAAACUCGUCUUUUAAAUCGGUUAAUGAUAAAUUUUCAGCGAGGGAGGGUUGAAAUGAAAAUUGUAGGGCUUGUAGCGGUCUCGCCGUUUCGGGACCAGUCUCGCCCGUCGAGUUUCGUCGUGGCAUUAUCGAAGCUUUCAUGGAAGGGAGGGUAUAUCGCUUAUUGUUUUAAUUUAUGUACAAAUGUAAGAGGGAGAAAAAAGAAAAAAAAAAAAAGAAAUAAAAAA